Messenger RNA from Ectocarpus sp. CCAP 1310/34, 1415 nucleotides. The record is from the annotation of a GenBank genome assembly. Lineage: Eukaryota; Phaeophyceae; Ectocarpales; Ectocarpaceae.
GGACCCCUCCUUACAACUGCCUUGCGGGGCUGCUGUGCGUCAGAGAGAGAGUCAUCUCCCCUAGAGCGUGACCAAAACCUUGUUUGCGUAACCCGUUCACGAUGGUGGCAACUAGGCUCUACAGGGCGCUGGCCGGGCUUCCUCUCACCGAGCAGCAAAAGGUGUUCGUGGGCGUCACAACGAUCUGCGCCAUCUGCGCGAUCCCCGUCCUCCGGCCGAAUCGGCCUAAGCCGGGACACGGCCUCUUCGACAGCGAGAAACCCCAAGCGGUAGAGCUGGCACAGGAGGAAGCGCGACGGAAAAAGCUCAACGUCGGCGAUCGGACGUAGACUGCGUGUGUGUACGGUGUGCGGCACGUGGUAGACUAAAGGCAAAGGGUGCGACGUUUUUUUGGUGGUGCAUUCCGCCGCCUGAGCAAGCGCAUAAUCUCGGCAGCGGACACGACCAUCGUUUCUCCGUCGUUACCCAAGUGGUAAACAGGCGCUAAGAGUUUUGCGCCCGUCGUAGCGCGUGGUAUUUUGUUGUUUGUACCGCAGUGGGUUGCUGAUGCUUUUUGCGCCCCCGUUUCGGCCCGCCUCAAAGACCCGUGUGUUUUGGGAAAGUUCUGCUGUAGAUAAGAGUCGCGUGGGUUAUGGAAGCCAGCCAGUCGUAAGGAUUAAAGACUGCUCUGCAUACACGUCGCGUCUGGCGUGUCUACGUUGGGACAUUCAUUCGUUGGUAUUUUUGUGCGUGCAUGGGUUUGCGUGUCAUUUAUUUAGGAGGUUCUGUUGUUGGCGUAGUCUCAUGAGGAUUGCCGCGUAAUCUUUGUGGUUGGUCUGGCUAUGAUGAAUGCCAAGUUGUACCGCAGCACACCCCAUGAUAUUGUUGCUGGAAGCUGACUCGGGUACACGCUUUAGAAAACACACCAGAUCGAGGUGCAUUUGUGCCGAAUGUUUGAUAUCGCCCGAUAAUGUCUCUCAUGAAUCACCCGUUGGCAGAAAAUAAACGCGAAGCAGUCGGUCGCUGGUGGCGUUGUCGACACUCUCUAGGCCUCCUAGCGGCCACAGGCCGAAGCCCGUACAGUGAAUUUCCACGCCAGGGGUUAUCAACCCCCAAUUCCCCCCCUACUGCUGUAGAACAAUAUUCGUUCCAUCGUCACAUAGAGGAGUUGUUGAAUGAUACGCGUACGUCUUCUCGCGAAAUCCAAACGAAGGCAGGUGUGGUGCGCCGUUGGGGAGGUAGGUUUGUGUGCCACCGCGCAUUGGACAAGCUCAUGAGUUCAUUAGAUAAUUGGGAAGACUACAGAGUGUGUUAGCUGGGGUAGACUAAAAUGUCCGUUGUUACUUUCUUUUUUGUAGUCAACCCGAGUACAGACCAAUUGGGAAUACCGGAGAAGGAGGAGAAAAACCAAAUAUUAGAUGAAUGUAUUUUGGACU